CCUCAGUUGAAUAGAUUACGAAACACCUUCCGAUCAGUUCCGUCUGCUGUACCUAGUUACCACAUUCUCCCUAGCCAAGGGAUACCGAGACGAUACCUAAAGCAUCAGCUGCAUACUCCCAAGGAGCAAACCAACGAAUCAACUACUAGUUGGGAGGUGAAAGCAACCAACCAUCUUCUUUCACAAUGGAUUCAGCGCAGCUCUCGCAAUUAAGCCGGAGCCUGAGAUCUCUCCCUAUACCCACUACGACCGAUGAUCUCGAGGAGACGUUGAAGAAGCUGCAAGACCUCGCCGAAGUGGUCACGCAGGGCAAUAGUCUAGCAUUAUUCACCGGGCUGAAGCUUGUCGCGCUACCCACCCGAGAUCCGGAAACCCUGGCCAAGGAACAGAUGUCACCCAACGAGAUCCUCCUCUAUGAGGCAUGGAAGGCAAGGAAAACAAAUCCCAACGUCGAAGGAAGCCUGCUCCCGAGCUUCGACUGGAUCGCGAAUGUGGCGCCGGUCCCUCAAGGCACGCAUAGUCUAAAGAAGCUCACGAAGCGGGCGGCGGCCAUGGAUGUGGUCUUUGAUCAUCAGGGCGCUACGCCGGAGAACGCUGCAUGGCUGACCUCGCGUAUGCCGGCAACAUUGCCCCUGGUGAAGGCGGUAGCCAGGAUCUCCCAUUGCAAGCAGAGCCUCGAGCAGCAGAGACAGGCGCACUUUCGCGGACUGACCGACAUGGAGGCCGCGGAGGUUGAGACCAUCCGCAAGAUUGUGGCCGUGGCAGAGGCCAACACAAAUCGCGAGCUGGAAAGGAUGCGCCGAUUGGCUCGGUCGAUCAAAGAGUCUGCGUCGAUCAUCAAGUCCCGCGCAGAGGCUCUUCAGGAAUCUCGAGACCCUGUCUCAGCUUUACGUGGAGAAGACUGAAUGAGUCUGCUCUCGAGAGAUCAUGAUGAAUUAUGAAUUAUAAAGGAGAGGAGCAGACGCGGGUAGUCGGGAGAGUUUUGAUAAGGGCUUGAUAAGGUGAAAGGGAGAAACAUCGAUAGAGAUCAGUGGGUGGACACGUCAAAUCGAGACUCGUACUCCGUAAGUAGCUAUCAUCAGGGGAAUGGCAAGAAUCAGUGCAGUACAUAUUGAGUCUACAGGACGAUACACAUCCAAUGCCCUCGAAUCGAUGUUUUGGCCAAUGACGCAAGGCUCAAACCACUCAUACAGAGUCGACCAACCCCAAGCCUCGCGUUG
Messenger RNA from Aspergillus brunneoviolaceus CBS 621.78, 1220 nucleotides. RefSeq lists its product as uncharacterized. Bases 186 to 905 code for a protein of 239 amino acids. Lineage: Eukaryota; Fungi; Ascomycota; Eurotiomycetes; Eurotiales; Aspergillaceae. The record is from RefSeq and is a predicted model, not a curated record. The transcript has a single exon.